AUGGCCGAGAUAUCAACGUAUCUAUUGCUAGUGCUGCGUGGCCUAGAGUUCCUGGUCGAGGAAGAGAUCCGCUCAAAGCUGAAGGUGGAAAAGUUAGAGAUAUGCAGCAUACAGGAGAAAUCUCGUCCGCCAUAUAUGCAGGUGAUGCAGGGUCAAGCUGCAGUGGGCAAGAUCAUCUUGCAGACAAAGUCGUCGGCUACGGAAGUUCAGAAACUGCGAUCAGUGCAGGCGACGCUAGCGUUUCUGGCUAAGAGUGAUGAAAUUGACACGGAAAGUGACAAUGGGGUGGAGCAGAUUGGGCAAAUGUUGAUAAAGUCGGAUUGGACUGCGGCUGUAAAGUUGUGGAAAGAGCAUGCAAAGCAUCCGACAGAUGACGCCAUGAUCAAGUUUCGAGGCUCUUGUGUACGUGAUGGCAAACACGCGUACAACUCGCAAACUGUGGCAGGAGAAGUCGGUGCACGUGUGGUUGAGAAGUUUGGCUGGAAUGUGAACUUGACAGAAUUUGAUCUAGAAGUGGUUGUCGUGAUCUUUUUCAAGUUCAUGGUGGCUGGCAUUUCGUUAGCGGAUCUUCGAAAGAUUCAGUUUCGCAACCGAUUGGCGAAUGAAAGUCGCAAUGCACUAGCGGAUUCACAAUACGUUUCCACUCUGCGUCCCAGUACGGCGUAUCUGAUGCUGCAGCUUGCAAAACACAAAUAUGGCGACGUGGUAUUGGACUCCAUGUGUGGAAUUGGUACGCUCCCAAUCUGUGCGGCAGACUUUACAAAUGACGGAGUCUAUGCUCUUGGAGGCGAGCUUGACGAGUUGCCAUCGGGAAAGGCUGGCAGGAAUACGCAAACUCGAGUGCGUUUUGUUGACAUUGUACGCUGGGACAGCGCGCGGUUGCCUUUGCGUGACCACAGCAUCGACCGAAUCAUGAUCGACAUGCCGUUCGGUGUUCGCUGUGGUAACCAGCGCCAGAAUAAUAAGAUGUAUCCGAAAAUCUUCAAAGAGCUCCUCCGUGUUUUGCGUCCUGAUGGUCGAGCAGUAUUGUUGGUCAUGUCCAAAAAACUCUUCAAAGGUGCGGUCAAAGAUUUACCAUGUCAUGUCGUGGAUGAGCACAGGGUAAACAUUGGAGGUUUAGGUGGAGGUAUCUACAUUCUCGAGCCUACUACAUCCGUCACAAAUGAAUCAAAGCUGUUCCAAGAGAAGCCUAAGGCCACAAUGAGAGCCCUCACUAUUCCCAUAUAA
Molecule: messenger RNA, 1227 nt
Organism: Peronospora farinosa
Lineage: Eukaryota; Oomycota; Peronosporomycetes; Peronosporales; Peronosporaceae
Source: the annotation of a GenBank genome assembly